CCGCCGCCGGGCUCGCUCCCUCCCCCGCCGCCGCCGCCGCGCACGCAGACAUGUACCCGGGAGCCCCCGCCGCCGGACCCGUGCUUGCACCUCCUCCACCGUUGCCACCACCAAUACAGGGAUAUGCCUUUAAACCCCCUCCUCGACCAGAUUUUGGCACUUCUGGGAGAACAAUCAAACUGCAGGCCAACUUCUUUGAAAUGGACAUUCCUAAAAUAGAUAUCUACCAUUACGAAUUGGAUAUAAAGCCAGAAAAAUGCCCUAGAAGAGUUAACAGAGAAAUAGUGGAGCAUAUGGUUCAGCACUUUAAAACCCAGAUUUUUGGGGAUCGCAAACCGGUGUUUGAUGGAAGAAAAAACCUUUACACAGCUAUGCCACUUCCCAUUGGGAGAGAUAAAGUGGAGCUGGAGGUCACGCUGCCAGGAGAAGGAAAGGACAGAAUAUUUAAGGUGGCUAUAAAGUGGAUGUCCUGUGUGAGUUUGCAGGCUUUACAUGAUGCUCUUUCUGGUCGGCUGCCAAGUGUCCCGUUUGAAACCAUCCAGGCACUGGAUGUAGUGAUGAGACACUUGCCUUCCAUGAGAUAUACUCCUGUGGGGAGAUCUUUUUUUACAGCCUCAGAAGGGUGCUCAAAUCCGUUGGGUGGUGGCAGAGAAGUUUGGUUUGGCUUCCAUCAAUCAGUCAGACCUUCAUUAUGGAAAAUGAUGUUAAAUAUUGAUGUAUCUGCAACCGCGUUUUACAAAGCACAGCCAGUUAUUGAGUUUGUAUGUGAAGUUUUGGACUUCAAAAGUAUUGAAGAACAACAAAAACCUCUGACAGAUUCCCAAAGGGUAAAGUUUACCAAAGAAAUUAAAGGUCUAAAGGUGGAGAUAACACACUGUGGACAAAUGAAAAGAAAGUACAGAGUGUGCAAUGUCACCAGACGACCAGCAAGUCACCAAACAUUCCCACUUCAGCAGGAGAAUGGACAAACAGUUGAAUGCACUGUAGCUCAGUACUUUAAGGACAGGCACAAAUUAGUUUUACGUUAUCCUCACCUUCCAUGUUUACAAGUUGGACAGGAGCAGAAACACACUUACCUUCCUCUUGAGGUGUGCAACAUAGUGGCAGGGCAGAGAUGUAUCAAGAAACUCACUGACAAUCAGACUUCCACUAUGAUUCGAGCAACUGCCAGAUCAGCACCGGAUCGUCAGGAGGAGAUUAGCAAGUUGAUGCGGAGCGCAAGUUUUAAUACUGACCCUUACGUCCGUGAAUUUGGAAUAAUGGUCAAGGAUGAAAUGACAGAUGUGACUGGUAGAGUCCUGCAGCCUCCUUCCAUCCUCUACGGGGGCAGGAAUAAAGCAAUUGCAACACCAGUUCAAGGAGUCUGGGAUAUGAGGAAUAAACAGUUUCACACUGGAAUUGAAAUAAAGGUUUGGGCGAUCGCCUGCUUCGCUCCCCAGCGCCAGUGCACUGAGGUUCAUCUUAAGUCCUUUACAGAGCAACUGAGAAAGAUUUCCAGGGAUGCAGGAAUGCCAAUCCAGGGGCAGCCGUGCUUCUGUAAAUACGCGCAGGGAGCUGACAGUGUGGAGCCCAUGUUCAGACAUCUCAAGAACACUUACACUGGGUUGCAGCUUGUUGUAGUAAUUUUGCCAGGAAAAACACCAGUCUAUGCUGAGGUGAAGCGUGUUGGUGACACCGUGCUGGGCAUGGCCACACAGUGUGUGCAGAUGAAAAAUGUCCAAAGAACAACACCCCAGACUCUGUCUAACCUUUGCUUGAAAAUAAAUGUCAAAUUAGGAGGCGUAAAUAACAUUUUGCUGCCACAGGGAAGACCCCCAGUGUUUCAGCAGCCUGUGAUAUUCCUUGGUGCAGAUGUAACUCAUCCACCAGCUGGAGAUGGAAAAAAGCCUUCCAUUGCUGCAGUUGUGGGAAGCAUGGAUGCUCAUCCUAAUCGAUACUGCGCUACCGUCCGGGUCCAGCAGCACCGCCAGGAGAUCAUCCAAGAUUUGGCUGCCAUGGUCAGGGAGCUGCUGAUUCAGUUCUACAAAUCGACCAGAUUUAAGCCAACUCGUAUCAUCUUCUACAGAGAUGGUGUUUCUGAGGGGCAGUUUCAACAGGUUCUCCAUCAUGAGUUGCUGGCUAUCAGAGAAGCAUGCAUUAAGCUAGAGAAGGAUUACCAGCCUGGAAUUACAUUUAUAGUUGUGCAGAAGAGGCAUCACACCAGACUCUUCUGUACAGAUAAAAACGAACGGGUUGGAAAAAGUGGAAACAUUCCAGCUGGCACCACAGUGGACACAAAAAUCACCCAUCCAUCUGAGUUUGACUUUUACCUGUGUAGUCAUGCUGGUAUUCAGGGAACAAGCCGACCUUCUCACUACCACGUCCUCUGGGAUGACAAUCGUUUCUCCUCAGAUGAGCUGCAGAUUCUCACCUACCAGCUGUGCCACACCUACGUGCGCUGCACCCGCUCCGUCUCCAUCCCCGCACCAGCUUAUUACGCCCACCUGGUUGCCUUCAGAGCCAGGUACCACCUGGUGGAUAAGGAACAUGAUAGUGCUGAAGGAAGCCACACUUCUGGUCAGAGUAAUGGCAGAGAUCACCAAGCACUUGCUAAAGCAGUUCAAGUUCAUCAGGACACCUUGCGCACUAUGUACUUUGCUUGACAUGUUUUAAUGUUUAGCAACUCAGUUCAACACAGAGUUGGAUUCACAGGAGACCAGCUGCACUUAGACCAACUGUUGCCCAAGCUCCAGUGGCAGCCAACAAUGAGUGAUGCAUCUUAACAUGAUUUUUUCUUUCCCAGUUGCAAGAAGGCCUUCCGUCCAGAAUUUCAGACUUGAUUAUGAACUUGCAUUCUUGUACCAAACCCCACUAUUGUUGGAAAUGUGGUUUGCCAAAAAAAUCUCUAAGCUGCUUGGUAUAAAACAGACCCCUAUUUUAUAAUUAAAUCAAGAGCUGUGAUCUCAGGGCUUAGGGAAAAAAAAAAACACACAACAAAACAACAACAAUAACAAAAAAAAACAACCCACAAACCUCCUCAUUCAGUUUGUUAAUUAAUCAAAUUGCUUGUAAUAAUUUGGAAAGAUCUAAUUCAUACUAAAGGUUGAUGAGCUAAAAUGCUGUGAAUUAGCUUUUAAUACAAAAAAAAGCAUUUUUGGGACUAUUUAUGAAGCCUUGGUGAUUCUAGAUGCAUUUACAAAAAUGUUUAUUUUCGAAAGAAAAGAAUGACAAAAUUCUGGUUUUCAGCUGUCUUAUAAAGAUUAUUCUCUGUGUGUCUAAGGGCAAAAUGUAUUUUCUGAAGCUUGUUCCUGAAUGUUUUUUUUUAUUGUGCUGCGUUUGAAAAUGUUUUUCAUAGACUACAGAAGAAUUUUAAGAAAAUAAUGAACUUGUACCUAAGCUUUUAAUAGGUCCAGUUAAGAUUGGCAAAAGAAAAUGUGCCAUUUAAGGAAAAAAAAAAAUAGUAAAGAAUUUUUUAAAAUCAUACUGACAGCUAACUUUAGGAUUUGUCAUACAGGACUGUGACACUUGCUUUCCAAAGUCUCUAAAGAAUACGGGUCUGUGGUGAUUUAAUACAGUACAAUCCUUUUUCACUGUUGUUUUGAGUUAAUGUAAAUUUUAUGUAUGUUUCACAGUAUUAAUGUGAUAGACUAGAAGCUAUUAUUUAUUUUUAUUUACUAAGGAGUGCCCAUUAUACUUCUGUUAACAUAUCAAGAAUGCUUUGGAGUUAGAAAUUCAAACCUUAUCGUGGGGACAUUAGUAUUCAAAUGCAAAAAAUAUGCAAUUGACUUCGAUGUGAGAGCUCAGAGAUACCUACAGUGGAUAUUCUAGUCCUGCAGCUUGGGGUUUGUAGAAAGGCUUUCUUAAACCUGCACCCAACACAGCAGGUUUUACCUCUGCAGUCCAGAGACGCACACGAGACCAACAUUCUACGUUCGUUCAAGCACAAAAACCAACUGUAUUUUAUUGAUAUGUUGAAUAUUGGGGAAGCAGGAGCUCUGAUAGAAGGGAGUGGCUCGUGUUUGGAAUUUAGACAGAAGUCAGAGAAUCUAUGCAGUAAAGAUAAAUCUUAGGAAACGUGAAGUUUACUUACGAAGGGAGGUGAAACUCUCUUCGUUAUGCAUGAGGUCAAUAGCAAAUGUGAGAGUUUUGCCAUUCUCUUAGGAGAAGCAUUAAUUAAAACUGAUAAUUAUGAGACAAACGCUUCUGUUAGUUUGCACACUGGGUUCAUAAAAACCAUAAUACAUAUGGAAACCAUUGCACUAAUUAUGAUGCCACAAGCAGGUUUAGAAGAAGAUGGAAAAAGCCCAGGAAACUUGUUUAUGCUGACUUGAUUUUGUUUGUUUUUCAUAGGAUAACUGAAAUCACAUGUGAAGAGGCAGGUUUUUCAAAUUUCAUUUUCUUCCACGGAUUCAUUUUGCUUCAUCUUUUCCCUUUUCUCUUAGCAGAUGCUCAGUCAUUGUUGUGACUACAUUUACCUCUAGCCACUGAGAUGGGAGAGUAGCUUUAACCAGUACAGAGCUCUGUGCCAUCCAGCAGGUAUAGACUAUAACCAGUUGCUCUUGAAUAAGCUAGAAAAUGCCCAACCUUUGCUGCAGAAGGACUUGUAGGUACAUAACUUUGUGCAAGUUCAGAUCUUUCCUUGUAGCAGCAUGUUGGCUGCCAGUGUUGUUUGGGUGAAAUAACAAUGUAAAACCUAUUAAGAGCUUAAUUGUAUUUGUGUUCUUCUAAUUGGGUGGUUAGGUUGCUGGGUCAGGUUUUCUUCUUGGGCAUAGUUCUGUAAAUUCAGAUUUUCAGUGAUGCUGGUAACAGCACACAGCAACUGCCAGGUCUGUCUGCCUGCCUGCCUGUGUCCCAGCCAGGUUGUACAUCCCUCUCCUGGAGUACCCCUGAACUGCAGAACCUUCCCUGGGUGUUUGUGGUGAACUUCUCUGUGUGUUUGCUCAAGGGGCUGCAGAUUUCAGUCAGGAUUUUAAUUUGGCAGAGUUUUAUAUAAGAAUUAUUUUUUUAUCAGAAUUAUUUGUCACAAAUAGGGAAAAGAUCAACCAUUUUAAGAUGCCACUUAGUAGAGACCUCUUGGAUGUGAAAUCCAUCCUCCUCUUUCCUCUCUGCUCAGAUUGGGAAUAGGUGACUUUAUACAGGUGCUCAGAUGGGGCAAGGAGGGCAGAAUCUUUCUUGACCUCAGAUCUUACUUCUGAAGCAGACCUUGGGAUUCACUGCAUCCUAUUUGGAAUGUCUUCUUUGGGCUGGAAUCGUUGUUCCAGCUCCUUUUUGUGAGAAAAGGAGUAUUAGGCAGACCCUUAAUCUGAGAGUAACUGUCAUCUUGGAACAGAAAUUUUGUGUAGCUUUCCUUCUCUGAAGUUGUAUGAACAACUUGGGAUAGUUAUAGGCAUUUCAGGCUAGGGACAUUUUUACCUUUUACAGAUCAUUUUAAGCCUCUAAUACUGCUAAUUGUUUAUGGCUUGACUUCUCCCUCCUUUCCCCUCCCCUCCUACCCCCUGCAAGUGAUGAAUUAGUGAAUAAUUUAAAGCAUUUUUCUAAAAAAAAAAAAAUAUUGACUAAGUAUAUACUUUGAAAAGUACAGUGUUCUGUAAGUCCAGCAGCUCUGUUUCUGGGAAUAUUUUCAAUAUAAAUUGCAUGAUUCAAAAAUGUCUUCUUGAAAAAAAAACAAACCCAAAACAUCACAAACCCUGUUUUUUUCCCCUCUUCUUACCUCCCAUGUGUUUUGUAAGAACAGCAAUAUCUCAGGUAAAUGCAAAAGCUCAAGAUGUCUCUAUUUCACACACAUUCCUGCUGUUGAAGUCACAGUUGAGGUUGACAGUUAUAACCACUAAGUCACUAUGCAGCUCAGGUCAGCAAUAACCAAAUGUCUGUUAUUUUCAGGCAGUUGUUUGCUUAGUUCUUUCCCCAGACUGUGCAAAGAAGUUCCAUGACUCCUGUUCCCAGAGUGUUGGGCAGGACCUCAUCCCUUGCCUUCCUCUUGCUCUCCAGUAUGUUCCUGGCAAUGACCUUCUGCUCUUGAAUUCAGCUGUUGGUGCAGGUGGCCCUUGUGCUCAGCAGCCUGAAAACUGAUGGUAAUUGCACCCUGGUGACAAAAAAUGUGUUACUCCAUUGCAGGCAUGAGUGGCAUGGUGGGCAAACCAGACCACUGCCAGUGCUGCAGUAUUUCUUGUGAGAGUGUGUUUGAGAGAGGAACAGAUACUAAUGAGUUGCCUGCUAUGGGUUAGUUUUCUCUGAAGUUAUUUUAAUGGAAAUAGUAACACUAUUGAAACAAAAAAAAUAGUCCAAGACUGGAGCAGGCUGUAGAAUCUCUGAAAUCUCUGUCCUUGGAGAGGAUCAAGCUUGGCUGGGCAGGUCCCUUGCUGGACCUGCUUUGGGCAGGGGGCUGGACCAGGCAUCUCCAGAGAGCCCUUCUGGAGCACAUGGUCUGUAGCAGCCCCCCAAAAACCAGCAGAGAAAGUGCAGAAUGUUGGGAGGUUGAAAAAUGAUAUUGACAAAGAUAAAGUACUUAAAAGUUGUCUUUAUUUUUUUAGUUUUGGAAAUUUCUGCUUCAGUGACUGAAUUUUUUUAUCACGUCCACUCCACCUCUUCUAGCACCCAGGAAACAGAUUCCACCCUUAGUAGGGAAUCUUUUAUGAAGUGUUGGAAGUAGGUGGAUUUGUCUCUGCCUUAUGUGUGUUUGGCAUCAAGAGAGCCCUAUGCAAUCUGAACACUGUGUACAUGCACUGAUGUGUGGAGUGAGAUCACUUGGUUUAUUAGAACUCCUUAUUUUGGCUUGAUUUGAGUAGGAAUGUUUCAGCAACCAUAUUUUGGCUUGCUCUGUUACAGUCAAUGAUCUGUGUUACAGAAGCUUUGUCAUGUGAAUUUCCUUUUCUCUAGAUGUGUCAGGUUUGGGGCAAGUUGUUAGGGAAGGGUGUUGUGUCUUAAUCUGCUGGAGCCAGCAUGGAAAACUUACAGGAAAUUUUUCUACUUAAAACAAGAAAUCCAUAAUAAAUAUUUCUGAUCUUCAUCCAGGCCUGUAGGCAACAUUCCCUGAUUGUAAAAACCAGAAGGUUGCCAAGGUUUGGCUUUAAUUGUGACCCUCCUGGAGCCUUUGUCCGUUUUCAACGUGUCGUGCUCAGAUGUUGGUAGAUCAAACAAAAGAGAGAGUAUUUCCACCAGGAUUUUAAAGUUGGACUUCUGAAGGGUAGGGGGGUGUGUGGGGGGGUAGGUUUCUGUGUGCCCCCUUUGCUUUCUGAAAAGACUGAAGGUUCUGAUCGAGUUCAGAUGCUUCUGAAGUUUUAAGGUGCACGAGCACAAAGGGCUUUCUGUGAAACAGGGGAUUGUGAUCUGGAGGGCUCUGGGCUUGGCUGCCAAGGCUGCUGCCUUCACUGCAGCAGCAGAUCCCUCAGAUUCAGGGGUCGUGUGUCUCUCACCAGUGGAAACCCCAGUCUGCAUCAUCCCAGUCAAUCUCUGAAAUACAACUGAGAGCAAGGACAGGAGGAAGGUCUGUGUUAGCACCACCCCCCCCAGCCAAAUUCAGUGGAUUGCUCUGGGCUUUUUAGUGUACUUGCAGAUUGUUUCUUUUGGAGGAAGAAUGUGGGUAUUUAGAGGUGAGAAAUGGUUGGUUCUACAAGUCAUGCUUGCUCAAAACUAGAAGUCCUAGAAAUGCAGGACUGGGACCUUUGGACAUGCAGAUGGACUUGCUUUUCUCUUGAUUCCAAGCGUCUCUGGUGGCAUUGAUAACCCAUAAGGGACUUUUAAAAAAAGAAAUACCUAUCUUCUACACAUGUAAAAGAAGUUCUCAGUAUUUUUCACAUUCAAUACCAAUGUAAUAAAAUCACUUUUUUAUUAUUUUUUUAAUACUCUUCUCCUACAGUAGCAUCUCUUUUUGUCGAUUUGUCCUGCCAGUGUGGCUCUUUCAGCUUCUAAUGCAGGACAGUACAUGUUUUUACUCUUCUCUUGACAUUUGGUAGCAUGUUUCUUGAUGCACACAUGCAGCCUUUUCUAAGAAAAAAUUCAAGUAGAAGGUAAUUGCACUGAUUUUUUUUGUUUUUAAACUCCCUUUUUACUGUAAGACUUCCUGUUUGCAUCUGCUGUAGUUGUUUGAAGAUACUGUAAAUAGUGCUACGUAUAGCAAAUACUGAAAUGCUGUGGAUACCAUUCCUUGUUGUAUUCUUAGGAAUACUGCCAUAUUUUACAGUAUUGAGACAUGAGCUUUGGUUUUAAAUAUUGUGAGACAUUCUGUUUGCAUUGUGAUACCAACCCAAGGGCACAGUUGCUUUGUCACAGUGGAAAUAUUUAGGGUUUGUCUGAAUUUAUAAAAUACUUCUUCCUUCUCUGUGCACAUUCCUCCUAGACUGUAGAGAUAACAGAGGCAGUUUUUAAGCUACCAAUGUGCUUGUUGUCCGUGCAACGUUCAAAUGCCAUCUUUGAUUAUCACUGUUAAUUGGCUAAUAGCAUUGCCAUGAUAUCCAGACCAUCACCUGUAGCUCUCUUGCCUUUUCCUUGCUUCGUUUGACGUCUGGUUCUGGUGUCCUAUGAAGAGGGACCUGUCUGUGUGGCAGAACUAGUGGAAUAACAGGGAUUUGGGAUCUAGGGGACAAUGUCUUGCUUUCUGUCCCUCCCUGGGUGUGGGAUUGUUUGGUGCAGUGGAUGUUUUAGUGCUCUGAGCUAAGAAGUAGUGUUGCCUCUCUCCGUGCCCACGUGAGAAGGCUGUGGAUCUCCUGUCCAUCAGCAAUGGCCUUUUGCUUCUGUAACCCUCCAGGACAGGAGAGGCCCAAACCCAGCCCUGCUGUCUGGCCUCAGGAUGUGAAACAGCAAGUUCUGCCUCCUGUUUCUGAGGGUUAGUGACUGGAAAGGUGCAUUCCUCUGAGCUGGUUUUAAUCUGAAGGCGACGGUGGGUUUUUUUGGUGUGUGUAUGUGCUUGGAGUGGCACAUAUAACCCAUUUUAUCUCCUUUAGUGUUUCAGUUGCUUUUUCUGUGUUGUUUCUCUACCUGAAGUGUUAAUAUGAAUGUAAUGGCUUGGCCCAAUCACCACAAAAGGUGGUUUUGUGAUUCUUUUUAGCAAGCAAAGCAGAUGCAGUUCAAGGCUACCUCCUGUACUCCUCUGCAGAUGAAUUCAUUCCAUAAAGUGAACCUGCUACUCAACAGCCAAAAUGCUGCCAGAUGAACUGUCCUUUUACUGCCUGGUUUGUUGCUGGAGAACUAGCAGUGCCAUACUGUGACCUGGGCGGCUGGUGGUCGCUCCUUCUGUCUUCCUGAAGUCUCACUCUGUUGAUGCAGGGGAUCCCCAAGGUGUUGUCCAGCCAAAUGGCACCCCUGGCACUGGGGCAGGGUCCCUCCAUAGCAACAACUCCUCCUCUAGCCUGUCCCUUCACUCCCUGAAUUUACAGACUGUUGUUUCCCUUUGAGGAAUGUUCUCAUACUUCAGCUGUUGGCCGAAAAAAAGUGUCAUGUUUUCACUGAAAGUGACAUCAUGAAGGUGCUCGACACAUGUCUUGACUCUGAGGCCAAAAUUAGGCAUUGGAUUAUUUUUUUUUGUUAACCUAUUUUUUAGGUAAGUUGGCAUAAGACUGUAACAGUGAAAAUACUAUCUUCCCUGCUCAGAUCAUAAAAAAAAACUUUAGAAUGAGACCUUCCCCUAGAACAAGAUACCAAAAAACAACCCCAAUCUUGAGUGUGUUCAUCAUGUGAACAUUUAGUGUCAGUUCUGUGCAAAGCCUUGGCCCUAAGUCAACCAUGAAAUAAGUGCAUGCAGACUAAAGGUGCUUUAAAUGACCUGAAACUGUAGGAAACUAUGUUAAAUGCAUCAUAUUUUGUUUACAAGGAAUCCAAACAAGCUUCCUCAUUUUAUAAUGAACCACUCUGAUGACAGAAAUAGCACCUGUUCCUGCACAAGGUGCUGGUGUGUGGUUUCAUAGCAGUGUUAAAAAGAGUUUCUUAAAUGCUAUUUAAAAGUAACUGAACUUUAUGCCACAGAUGUUGGCAUCUCAGAAGCAGACUUGCUGGGAUUAUAUGCUACCUGCAACUUCAUCAUCUUAAUCUUUGGGCAUGGACACUAAAGAAUCUUACUGAAGGCAGGGAGGAUUGCUGAAGUUCUGACUUUCUCAAGCCAGUUUCUUUGUUGAGCACUGGUGAGUGGCGAGUAACUAUGCUCAAUAAUACCUGAAAGGGGUUAAACCUCCAAAAUGUUGUUCAGUUCUCAGUUGUAAUUUAACAGAGCUCCCCCUAAAAGUGUGAAGGAUGGGGUUUUGCUCUAAGAUAAACGGCUGCUUUUCAGAAUAUUUUUCACUACAUCUUGUAUUAGGGAUCCAUAGACACUAUUGAUGUUGCUGUGGCCUGGAAGGGUUUCACUGAACACGCUUCUCCAUGAGCUUAUCCUUGUAAAACAACCAGUGGAACACUGUGUGCUUUCCAGACUAGCUCUGCAAACCUAAAGGAGCAUGGGGAGCUGAAGCAAGGAGAGAGCCCUGUGCUGGGUGCUUGUCAUGCAUACAUGGAAGAGAAAUUCCAUCCCUCACCCCACACACGUCCAGCAGCCCCUUCCUAGAAAGGGAAUUAUUGGCAGGCAGUUCCUUCCUGUUGACUUCUGGCUUCAGUCCCUCUGUCCAGAGGUCUUUGGACUUUGGUUGGAGCAAGGACAAAUAUCCUGAACUGGGAGGUGUGAAGGUUUUGCUGAGAGUGAGUCUUGGGAGUUCUGCUUGAGGCAGCUCCAAGAAAGUGAACCCACAGCAGCAGCUGAAGGCUUCUCCCUCCCAUCUAAAUAAGUAUCUAAAUAUCCUCAAAAGAUAAUGUGCUUUGAAUUUCUCCAUGCACUGCUUCAACAGAUGCAUCUUAAAACUACCUGUGGCCGCUCUUCAACCAACCAACCAACCAACCAAUCAACCUACCUGUGUUGCUUGGAAGAGCUUAGUAUUGGCAUUACAAAUCUGUAUUACAGGGUACAUUCAUUUCUACUUGGUUCUUAGGAGUGCACAGAUUUUAGGUUUGUUUUUCCCCCACCUUUUGGAGGUGCUGUUCUACCAGACUGCUUUAGUUUUGAUAUUUUUUCCCCCUUCUUUCAGCACAACUAAAAUACCUGCUGGAGUAGCUACCAUCUGAUCAUCAGCAGGGCUUACAGAUACGACUAACCUGGGAGCAAGCUUAGGAAUUGUCCCUGCAAUAUAAAUUUGAACUUUUCUGGCCAUUUUAAGGUGUUUUUCAGUGUGCCUGGCAAGCAUGAAUUGUGCAAAGGUCAGCAAGCAAGCUUGGCUGGUGCUCUUUGUAUUUGCUUUGUUAGGUUAGAUUUCCUGUCAGAAAAUAAUAACGUGGACUCUAUUCUGUAUGUAUCAGCUUUUCCUGUUUUUAAAUCCAUGAAUAGGGGAAGCUUCACUCAUGCCAGUAUCCAUGAAAUUGCACAUUUUUGCUUGCCAUGUGCUUGACUCAGGGCAGGUCUGUGCUGUGGGUGGGAUCAAACCUGCCUCGUUUUGUUUCUGGACUUCACCAAAGUUAGCUCUGCAUCAGCUGUGAGGUGCUCAGGUCCCACUGCUUUUGUGCUGUAAAGAAUAAGGUAUUUUGGCCCUGAUUUUCUUGCUCCUGAUGGUUUUUCAUGGAACAAGACUGAGCCCUUGAAUUGCUCAUCUCAUUUACAUGUGACAACUCUGUAAUUUUAGUUUAAAGUAAAUAACACGUCUCUGACCAACCUGGAUCUUUACCUGCUCUUCAGUCAGUGUUGAAUCCCCAGACUGUCUCCCACCAAGAGAUUUUUUUGCAUUUUUUUCCAAUUCUUUUGCAAGAUUCCAAUUCUUUUCCAGUUCUUAAUUCUACCUGGUUUUGGGCAGUAGAAAUAAUUUGAGUGCCUGGGGUGAGAAGGGUUAGAUAUUACAUGCUUCACCUUAACAAAGCUUACUUAAUUGCCAGGAGGCCUUUUGGGAAAGCAAGGAGGAAGAAAUUUUUUUUUUAAAUCAACCAAAAAGCCCUAAAACAUAGAAACAAAAAACAUCAAAGAGUAAUUUUAAGAAUCAUAUAUCUUGGAAAAUCAAAUUAGAAGUGAGGUGCAAUGAGUCUAUCUGGCAAAGUGAUGUGCUGUCCUGAAGUGUUACCACUUGUUUUCUGUAAUUUGUUGAUAAAUCUUAGUAGAUUAUAUAUAUAUAUACAUUUGUGUGUGUGUGUUACACACACACCUGGUAGUGAAAGGAAAGCAGGACUGUUCAUAGAAAAUACAAGCUCAGUAGUUUGCUGGAAAUAAUAAGCACAGUUUCACUCAUUUUCACAGCACUUCAUUAGUUUGUACAGUCACCAAAAAAAUCUCAAGAUUCAGAGCAGUUCAUAAGUAAAGAUCCAGUCCCAGAUUCCUGUGCAGCAAAGUGGUUAACUUGGUCUCAGGAGGGUGAGAUGGAAAACAGAAUGUAUUGAUUAAAUACUCCGCCCCCCCCUUAAUUUUGGUACCUUGCAGAUUUAGUUGACAUCUCUUAAGGUUUUAAUUGUUUAACAGUUUUCAAUUAUUUUUAUUUUUAUAAAACAACUGAAAAAGAACCAAAAAAUCAAUUCAAAAAAUCCAUGCUGUAAAUGUUCCCUUGAAUCAAAAUGGUUUUAUGACCAUUUAAAAGUUUGCUAUUUUUGUGAAAGAAAAACAAAGAAAGAAGGAAAGAAUGUUAAGGGCCACAUUUCAAGUGGUACUAAAUGUACGUUGACCCGUGUGUGUGUUGCGUCUGUAUUUAAAAUGUCUUGUGCUCGCAGUAUGGAAAGGUGCAGUGCUGUUGGGGUAGGAGUGGCACUUGUCACACAAAAAGCAGACACAGAAAUACCCUCCAGUGACUUGUCAGGGCCUCAAGGUCAUGGUAGGAUUUACUGCACAGCUGGGAAGUGUCUCUGACGAGGUUUCCCGUCGGUGCGUGGAGCUGCAGCGCAUUGUGUCUGUCUUGAGGAGGCAGGUUAAUGUUUGCAUUGAUGCUGUGUGGCCAUGCCACUUAAUUAAGCCUUAACUAAACAAUAAGUUUGUCAGAUUUUUCUCAGAGUAUGCAACAAUACUGUGGAAUGACAGCAGGAUGUUCCUAUGAACUAAUAGGAAAGGAAGUCUUCUCAAGCUGGUAGAUCCCAAGGCUGUGGCUGACCCUUGUAGGCACUGGCUGGCACUGUUGCUCUGCAGGAACUGGGCUCUGGGCAUUGUCUCAUCUCCCAGCUUUGUCGUUGCUGGUGUUGAACAGAUUCUUCUCCUUCCCCCUGCUAGGAAAUCUCUGCCUGAAGGAGGAUUUUGAGUUCUUCCCUUAGCUGUUCUUGAGCUCUGUGCUUGCGUCAGGUAGCGCCAAUCGCUUUCCCACUGACACAGGAUCCUUAGGCCGUUCGACAGAGAGGCGAAACAAGUGUUGGGGACCCAGCUUUCUUUUCUGUUGUGGGGGUUUAUUUUUUUUGUGCGUGUGUGUUUGGUUUGGGUUUUUUUGUUGUUUUUUUUUUUUUUUUGGAUUUGGAUCUACCUCAUGAAACAGUUGGGUGCUACUUCCUCAAAUUGUGGAUGGGAUUGGCAAAAGCGACCAAGCUGCACGUGGUGCCGCCCUCCUGGGCGGUGCCGCCCAGCCAACCAAGCCCUCUGGCUUUCUUCUUCAGAGACAACAAUCUUGUAUUUGAGUUGGAUUCUUUGUGCCUUUGUGUUGUUGUGGUUUGGUUUUUGGUUUUGUUUGAUUUUUGGGUUCCCUCCUCCCCCCCCGCCCCAAGUGCAUAACAAUCAAAAGUCGUUUUCUUAAUGAAAAACAGCAAACGGAUUUUAACCGCCAAGUGUAACAACAAAACCCAACCAACCAAAAAAAAAACAGGAUGUAAAACGUAUUUUUCACUGUAUCAAGUCAUAAAAUGUACAGUUUCACAGCAGAACUAGGCCAAGAGAAAUACCCAAUAAAAGAACUUUUUGAAAUAUAUCAUCCCAACCCUAACAUAUUCCUCAGUGUAUCUACAUAUGCACACCCGUGUCGUUCACAGUUUGUGGGUUUGUGUGCAAGGGAAUAAAUAAUAACUUUUCCAGUUUUGUAUGUAACAGUUUACAGCUAUGUGUAAGUUUUUUCUACUCUGUGAAAUCUUUUUUACUUGCAAAAGAAUUCCUCGUUGGGACAUUUUAAGUUGUGAUACGCUAUCGUUUUUUUGAAGUUAAAAGAAAAAGAAAAAAAAAAAAUAAUUCCAACUUUUUACCAGUACCUAAAUGCAGAAGGGGGGGAAAUCUUUUGUGUAAAAUUGUAUUUAGUUUAAAUAUUAAAGAAAAUAAAUAAAUCUAUCUAUGGAACUGUAAAAGUGCUGCCCUGGCAGGACUUCAAAGCUGUUUCCUAAGGCUUUCUGCUGCAGAGAGACUCGAACAAAAGGAAAAUGCCUCUGUUCAAUGUUUUUUUUUAUAAAACUGCUUCAUCAGGUCUAUACUUAAGCUAUAUUUUCUAAAGCCUAAUCAUCCUUAUAAUAUGCUGCAUAGAAAUGAUCAGCAUGGUUGCACUUUCUCAGUAAUAAUGGAUGCCCUGCAAUUGGCUCGUGAGAAGGACUUUAGUUUUUUAACAAAAAAAAAUAAAAAUAAAGAGUACUUUGGGCAGAAGGUAAUAUUUAUAUAGGUACCUCAAGAAAAUAAAAUAAAAAAAGAGCCUGAAUAUGCUGCAUUUUGUUCCUUUAACAUUUUUCAUGUAGCAUUUAUUUGCUUUUGGUUUUAUUUUAUGUUUAUUUGAGUAGGUGACUAGCUACCUGUUUUGCUUUGGGGGACCCUGGUAGCGUUUCAGACUGUUUGCUUUCUGUUGAUCUCCUAGAAUGUAGUAUCCUUCCUUGGUUUCAUGCAGUAGCUUGGGGUAGGGUUUGUUGUCUACACAAAGGGGAAGGGGGACCAUGAGGAGAUGCUCUUUAGGUAGAGGUGAGGAAAAGGAUACUACCUUUCUGAAACAGACAGUACAUGUGUUCCUAGUUCUUUUUGCUUGUGCUGCUUUCUUGACUCUUUCCUCAAAUCCCGAGCGUGGAGAGGGGGCAGCUUGUUAAUGGAGGAGCAAAACCAAACUGACCCAACUUGCCCUGGUUUUGGGGGCUGCUGGAGGAGUGGCAGGACGUGGGCUUGGCCACGCCCUGCCCCGAAUUCCCAGAUUCUGGCAUUGGAAAGGGUUGCCUCCCCACCUUGGAGCAGGAUUCCUCCUGCUCCCUGACCUCUUGCUGCUGUGGGUUCCUCAUCUGCGUCUUCAUUCCCGAGUCAGUAAAAACCUUCAAAAUGUGCAGAGAUGGGGAAUUUCUUUGUUGAGAACUGUUGAAGGAAGCUUCAAAGGCUGUGAAAUCGAGCAUUUAUUGUCAUGGGGUGGGUUUGGUUUUUUUUUUAAGCUUAGGUGGGUCCUUUUCCAAGUUUGUUUUACAGCUUGCAAGGCAAAAUAGUUUGCACUACUUCUGCAAUAAACUCAUGAAAAAACCUAACAGGUUCUGUUUUGGUUUAUUACUGUAUAUAUACAACUAAUACUAAAGAUUUAGCAUAGUGUUUUUCACCUCAAAACGUAAGACUUGUAACAAGCUCAGAAUGCUGUAAUUCCUGACAAAAAUAAUGAUGUGAAUGAUAUUUUAUAAAGUUAUUUUUUAUGGUGUCCAUUUUGUUUUGCCUCAUAGUAUGUCAAUAAAAUAAAAUUCCUCAUCUUUACAA
Molecule: messenger RNA, 15571 nt
Organism: Apus apus (common swift)
Lineage: Eukaryota; Metazoa; Chordata; Aves; Apodiformes; Apodidae
Gene: AGO2
Product: argonaute RISC catalytic component 2
Exons: 19
Coding region: 51-2642 (863 amino acids)
Biological process (GO): regulation of DNA-templated transcription; regulatory ncRNA-mediated gene silencing
Cellular component (GO): RISC complex
Molecular function (GO): RNA binding; protein binding; endoribonuclease activity, cleaving siRNA-paired mRNA
Source: RefSeq, a predicted model, not a curated record